GUGAGGAUUUAUAGUUUACAACAAAGUAUCAGACUCCAUUUCUAAACACUGGACUCCAAAUGGUAAGGUCCAAAAAUAUCAUCAGACCUUUGUGUUUUUACCCUAGGGAACUUAUUUUCCUGAGAAAAUGCCUACAACAAAGAAAACGCUGACGUUCUUUUCAAGCUUUUUCACCAGCCUUGGGUCUUUCAUCGUGAUCUGCUCUAUCCUUGGGACACGAGCGUGGAUCUCCAGUACAAUUGCCGUUAGAGACUCUGCUUCAAAUGGGACAGUCCUCAUCACCUAUGGCCUUUUCCAUGGCAAGGGUACUCAAGAAUUCAGUCAUGGAUUUGCAGAACCAGACAAAACUUUUGCAGUUUUAGGGAUAUUGAAUAAUUCUUCCCCCAAAACAAUGCAUUUGGUGGCCAUCCUGUUCCUGGUCCUCAGUUUGUUCACGGCGCUGCUGAGUUCCGGGUUCACUUUCUACAACAGCAUCAGCAACCCCUACCAGACAUUCCUGGGGCCGAUGGGCGUGUACACCUGGAACGGGCUGGGCGUGCUCUUCAUUUUUCUGACCAUGGUGCUGUUCGUGGGGAACACGCAGUCCAACCGUCUCUCUGAAGAGCUGUUCCGUGUGCUCUAUCCCAUGGCCAUCAGUCAGGGAGUGACCCACAGUUACGGGUACUCAUUUUGGCUCACCCUGCUCGUCAUUCUCCUAAAUGUCAUCACCGUGGUCAUUGUCAUUUUCUACCAGAAGGCCAGAUACCAGCGGAAGCAGGAGCAGAGGAAGCCGAUGGAAUCUGGCUCCAGGGAUGGGAUGUUAUUCUGAAUUCUGCCUCACAUCAUCUCAGGGUGAUGUCCCCUCCACUCCCUGAGGAUGGAGUGGUUCAUCUAGGUAAUCUGCGUGGUAAAGUGACUGUCACUUGUGAUAGCUUUUGUCUUUCCUGGCACUAUGUUCCCCACAGAUGCUGUGCCCUUGGAAAGAGAUUUUCCCACAACGUUGGGGAAACAGGUGGGAAAAGUUUCUGUCUCUGCAGAGUUCAAAGUGGCAGAAUGGGCCUGAGCCUGCGGAUGUUUCUGCCCCAGUGUCGUGACCUGAAAUAAUAAAGGCCUGUGUUGUGCACGUCCCUUCCAGGGGUGGAAACACUUUCGCACCUGUCGUCUCAGUCUCCUCUGGAGCAACCUGGUGUUUUUAUUCUACUCUGUGAGUAAAGACUCCUAGGCACAGGGAGAAUCAGAGCUUGCCCUUCCAGGACCAGGUGCUGCAGCAGAGAGCAGAGACCUGGCAGGAAUGGCUUGGGCCUCUGCACCCUUGGUGGCUGACAUAACUCAUGCAAGAGUGGGUAAAAAAAAUGCUGAUAUGUGAACCCCAAACUACAUGUUUGAAGUUCUAAGAUGAGGUUUUUGAAAGAAAGAGAUUAGAUGUGAGAAAGUCAAAGAUAAAAAUCAUGGCCUAUGGGUCUAUAAGCCAAAAGGGCUAAAUAUUGCAUUUUUGGUUUAACAGCAUGUGGGUGAAUUCAAAAUGGAAUGAAACCUUUCAGCAAGUUCUAGCUGCUGCCACCCCGUCCACCAACCUUCUGCUUAGUUACCGUGGGUGGGCGUUGGUGGAGCUGGUCAGGUGGGAGCGCUUCGCCCAUUGGCAGACAACUCCCGCAGAGGCCGAGGAAGCUCUGGGCUACAGCACCGUGGCCAGCGGGCACUCCCUCCUGAGCCAGGGCCCGGCACACGAGGAGCACGGCUGUGGGGCAGCCCUUUAGGAAGAAGUGGGUAGAACUGGUUCCUGGUUGUAUGAGAAGACAGUGGCCAACCAGGAAAAACUUCAAAAAGAUACCAGAAUGCAUUCAAUCUUCUCUGCCAGUAGGAUAUUUUCCCAGAAAAUCACCUUCCCAGUCUUUAGAGCCUGAUUCCCACCGGUUAGCCGGGUUGAAGACUGAGAUGAUUCUAAAGUGAUCCCCUUUCCCACCUUGACGAAGUAUCACCCAAAGCAGCAGCAUUUCCUGGGUAUAAAUCUGCAGAGCAGCAGCUCUUUGGACAGAGAAUAUAUCACUUGUGAAGCUCCCAGGGUCGAUGACCUUCUUACUUACUAUGUUUUUAACAUGGUGUCUUAGGAAUAACAUUUUUCAUUCAUGCAUUGAGUAUCUGUGAUGUGGCUGGUGCGCGGGGGGCUAACCUGGCUGUUUGCUCCCAUGAAGCUCAUUGUUGGGCAGUCAAGAUAGACAAUCAAAGACCAGUUAUUAAAUUUCACUUAAAACAGGUACCUAGUCACACAAUUGCAUGAUUCUUUGGAAGGUCAGUUCUCUAUUACCUCCCACUCGAAAAGUUCUACUAAUUCAAAGUUACUCCUGUAUUCAUUUAUGAAACUUUCAAUGUAUUUUGAAAAAUCCAAUUAAUAGUGAAAAUUUUCUAAAUACUUUGGACCUAGAAACAUUUAUUUUCUUUAAAAGUUUGAAUUUUACACCAGAUUUUGAUAAUAUGGGCAAGUAAUAAAGCGGAAAAUGUGCAGGUGACAAACCCAUCCAGAUAAUUGCUAACUAGAGACUCACGUGGGGGACUGGUAUGCUUGGCAUUACAUCAUGGAAAGGGCAUGCGCUCACUCAGCCCAGCGUUUCAGCAGAGCUUGGCUUUCGUGGGGGACAAAUUGUAUUAGUCCCUGUAUUAAACAUGAGCUUUGUGGAAACAUUUAAAACACAGGAGUCAGGUGAACAGAUUGUUUCACACUUCACAAGAUGAAGAGAAUGGCCCUCCAAACGUGUUUAAAGGUGGAAGGUGAUGAAACUACAGGUGCACACUUACAAAUCUUGUUAAGCACAAAUGAGACUUCUGUACUAUUCACUAGCACAGGUAGUGCUGAAGGGUACAGAACGGGCCUCUUUGUCCCAGCCUACAAAACGGGUCUCUUAGUAAACAUCCAUGACACAAUGAGGCCGACUAACAUGUUUUUCAAAGAAAAAGUUACCAUGGGGUAUUAAUUUGCUGUUUUAAAACAACUGUAUCCAUGUGCAUUCUCUUAUAUUUGGAGUAGGGGAUUCUUCUGAAACAUGAUUUUGGAGGGUUCUGAAGUUUCUAUGUAAUUAGACUAUUUCAGGUGUCAUGACAUGGCCCCUCAUUAACCUCAUCCUGUUAUGAUGAACUGGGUUCAUCCCUAUUUGCAAAAUAAAUGAAUUAUAUAAAUUAUUGUGUUUUUCAUAUAGUCUACAAUGAUAACUUUAGAGAAAUCAAUUCUUCACACUGCUGUCAAAGUGAGUGGGCUUGGCCAACGAGCUGAGGUGGAAGGCAAGCAGGUUGCCCCAGGGAAGCUCUGCUACUGUCACCCCAGAACUGCACUUGAUCAUCAGAGUGAACCCUGGGGCUCAGGCAGGGCAGGGGCAUCUCUCCUUUUACAGGACACUCUGUAGGGUUAAGGAGUAAUCUUGCUGCCAAGCUCACAUGGCCACGCAUGACCGGACCUGCCGGGUCUGCAUGUGGAGUCUCAGGUCCACUCACCAUUGACCUUGAGCCUUCUGAGACUGCUCAGCCUCUCAGAGGCCCUGAGAACUGGCAGAUUCUACAAUAGGCAAGUAGAUGGCAAGCAUGUUUCCAGAACAGUCUCUCCGUCCCUGCCCAACACCCACCCAGCAUGCCUCUGUCUCUUACAUAGGAACCAGACAGUCUGUGUAGACUUAAACCCAGGUUCCUGGUUGCCUAAGCUGUUGUCUUUCUACAACCUGGUCAGGGCCACAGGCAUGUUGUCCGGAAUCAGCGACAGAUCAGAGUCAGGAGCCUUUCUGACCCUGAAAUUCCAGCUUGCAGGGAAGCUGUGGCUCCUCUGGUCCCUGUACCCUCUGGACCCUUCUGACUCAGGGGGCUCAGGCAGAUGAGGUCAUUCAGCCAGUGGGGUGGAAGGUUGACCCCUCGUAACAAUGGAGGGUGUGUCUGCUCUGUAAUCCUCCCCUUGUCCCCACCCCAGAGGCCCCCACCUCCAGGACUUGGGCACAUAGUGGAAUCUCAGGGCAGCUGUAAGAGCCGGCAGACACCUUCUCUCUCUGGGCCUUCCUUUCCUCAUGAAUGAAAAAUAAAUCCCAAAUGAUAGAAAUGACAAUCAACGUAGGAUUAUGUAGGAAAAUUCUGAGUUGGGCCGCCUGCGAUCUGCUACUCAUGACUCUGAAAAGCUACUUAAUCUCAGUAAGCCUCAUCUGUGAGGCUCUAAUCAUCUGUGAAAUGGGAUAAGGACAGCAGGCUUAGUGUAGAGGCUGUGAGAGAGUUAACAGGGAGUCCUGCCCUGAACAGCUGAGGCCAAGUCAUCCUCUCUUGCAGAACUGCAAAGGCCCAGCCAAUGCCACCACCCUUACUGAUGGCAGGCCACGUUAAUUCCUUUGUUCUAUAAACAAGCAAUAAGCCCAAAACUUAAGCCAGAGGGAUCAGUGGACUUGCCGAGGAACCCAGAGCUGGUGAGUGGCAAAGUGGAAGGAAAGCAGGCCCUUUUAUUCCCACGUUUGAUCAGAUCCACCAACUCUGCGCGUGUCAGGCCUGUGGGAAGCGCCAGGGUGGAGUCAGGGAGGGGAGGAAGGACCCUCACUGCUCCAGGAGCCCUGGCCCCCACAGGAAGUCUGGCGUUCCCGGGGUGCCUCGGAAGAGCUAAAGCUUCGCCGAACUCCAUUUAUGGAUUCUGUUGUGUGUCCUGUUCAUUCUGAACAAAAAGGCAACUGAUCUGUUUCCAGUAAAUCCUCAAGUGACCUGGGUGUCAUCCCAAGGCAGGGUCGGGGUCCUCCUCCUCCAGAAGGACUUGGUGGUCCCUCAAAUAGACAGCCACGGCCCAGGUGCUCCUGGUGACUGGGGAAGCCCUGUGAAAGCUGCACUGAGACAUGGCUGGGACGCUGGGGGGGUCUGUGGCACUGAGUGUGCCUUAGCCCUGCCGGGGAUCCGCCGGUCCUGUGAUGCUGCGCCCUUCCCGCUGCGGGUCCUCAUGCUCCCCAAGGACUGAAAUCACAGCCCUGGUCAGAAUUUCAGGCAGUGUCCUUGUUUAAAAGGAAAAAUGAAUUUAUCUUCGUGACAGGCUUUUGAUGGUGAAAAUUUUUUAUAUUCAAAAGGUUAAAUGUUUAGUGAAAAAGAAAAGUUUAGGUAGGUAUGCCUUGCAUUUUAUGACUGUUCAUUCUAAACAAACUACUUUUAAAAAGAACACACCUCUUACUUCUUGCUUCUGGGGAAGGGCCCUCAGGAGCUUUUGACCCUUGGUGGAAUCACCUGCUCCUCUGGCUAUGUUGAAACACAUCACUUCCACAAGGUUUGGGGCUCAUACAAAUCGCUGCUCCUGUAGGGGACGUGUCUUCUCUUAUUCAGUGCACAGAGGAGGUGGGUGCUCCAAGGAUCUUCCAGAAUAGUGUGUGGCUCCUGUCCUCAGGGCUCUGCCAGCAACAGUGACCACAACCACUAAUGUUUGCUGUUUCCCACAAGCCAGGCCUUAGGGUGCUGUAAGUGCUGUAAGCGUGAGACUGUACUGAGUCCCCACAGCAAGGAUGUGUGUGCCAUGUAAUCAACCCCAUCUUACAGAUGAGCCACUGAGGCCUGGAUGGGUUAAUAGCGUGCCACCAGCCCACAAGGCAGAGGCCACGCAGGGGUUCCAAUGCAGACCCAUCUGC
Molecule: messenger RNA, 5594 nt
Organism: Nycticebus coucang (slow loris)
Lineage: Eukaryota; Metazoa; Chordata; Mammalia; Primates; Lorisidae
Gene: CLRN3
Product: clarin 3
Exons: 3
Coding region: 128-808 (226 amino acids)
Source: RefSeq, a predicted model, not a curated record